AUGGAGAAAAAUUAUAUAGAUAGAGUUCGAAGAGCUUUAGAAGUACUUCCAGAAGGUGAAGAUGAAGAAAGAAGAAGAACGAGCCAUAAAAAAACACGCAGCUUAGUAAUAGCAGAAAGAACAUACUCGGUGGGCUGGGAUCACACUUUUUCAACAAAUCAUAGAAUACUGUAUCCUAAGGAGUUUGUAGGCGAGUUUGGUAAUGAAUCCACAUGCAAGAACAACUCUGUGAUUGGCAAGCAUAAUGCACCCAUUGAACUGGAUACUGCUAGCAACAUUUAUUAUGAGGCAGAAUGCUUUCUAGGGGGAGAGGUUGUGGCAAGAAUUACUAUGUCCGGUGACAUACAUCUUUCUGAAAUAGCCAGGUUUCUAGUUGGAAGUGACGGCCUGUCAAGCAAGGUGUUUUUUGCCAUAGGAAAAACAAUCUAUCUUCAAAGCACUGAUGAUAGCUCUAUAAAAUUUGCCACAAUGGUAUUUCAAUUGAAAGUAUUUAAUAUCAAGAAAUGGGACAUUAGAAUUGAUAAAUGCAUAAAAGACAUAUCAAAGGAAAUAUAUUUUCAUGACGGAAGGUUUCUGAAGUCGAUUCAAAUUGUAAAGACAUUUUUUUCACAUAAAAGCACGAGUCCGUAUAUGUCUGUAAAACAUCUGCAUGGAAGAGCCCAAUUAUGCAAAUGCUGUCUAAAAAACAAUGCAGUACUGAAGAUGGUUAAUGAUCCUAUCCUCCCGGAAAAGAAAAAGUUUAUCUGCAAGAAGUGCUUUGAGCUUCUGUUUCUAAACAAGGAGGGAGAUAACCGAUAUGACGAUAUCGAGGUAGAGUUUCUUCAUUAG
Molecule: messenger RNA, 828 nt
Organism: Encephalitozoon hellem ATCC 50504
Lineage: Eukaryota; Fungi; Microsporidia; Unikaryonidae
Exons: 1
Coding region: 1-828 (275 amino acids)
Source: RefSeq, a predicted model, not a curated record